Notothenia coriiceps (black rockcod) is the source of this 440-nucleotide messenger RNA. RefSeq names its product calreticulin-like. Gene Ontology annotation, molecular function: calcium ion binding. Gene Ontology annotation, cellular component: endoplasmic reticulum; endoplasmic reticulum membrane. The record is from RefSeq and is a predicted model, not a curated record. Gene Ontology annotation, biological process: ERAD pathway; protein folding. The annotation marks the transcript as partial. Lineage: Eukaryota; Metazoa; Chordata; Actinopteri; Perciformes; Nototheniidae. The transcript is spliced from 4 exons.
AGGAGAUGCACGGAGACUCCGUCUACAACCUCAUGUUCGGUCCGGACAUUUGCGGCCCCGGCACAAAGAAGGUUCACGUCAUCUUCAACUACCAAGGCAAAAACCAUCUGAUCAACAAGGACAUCAGGUGCAAGGAUGAUGAGUACUCCCACCUGUACACGCUGAUCCUGAACCCCGACAACACGUACGAGGUGAAGAUCGACAACAAGAAGGUGGAGUCUGGCAGUCUGGAGGAGGACUGGGACGUCCUGCCGCCCAAAAAAGUGAAAGACCCUGAAGCCAAGAAGCCGGAGGAUUGGGAUGACCAGGAGAAGGUCCCAGACCCGGAAGAUCAGAAACCAGAGGAUUGGGACAAGGCAGAGAACAUUCCCGACCCCGACGCUAAGAAGCCCGAAGACUGGGACGAAGAGAUGGACGGAGAGUGGGAGCCGCCCAUGGUC